CAAAGGAAAAUCGAUUCAACAUGUGUUCAGCAGCAUGUUCCAUCCAUUGGUUGUUGGUUAGCAGCGCUUUGGUGUCUGUUUUUUCAUUUUCGUGGUUGGCACCACGAACAAUCUGCCAAGAKGGUUUUUCCCACCACUCUAUCACCAGCAAUUGGAGGAUACGGCGGAACAAAAUUUGUAUCUCUGGUCGYAGGGGACAGAUGCGGGAGCACCCUCUUUUUGGUGCUAGUGUCGAUGACGACGACCUUUUCUCCUACGAUCAUGACGUGAAUUUGCCAAAACUUAUCUCAUUGUUCGGGGGGUCGCCAAGCGAUCUGCUUCGGCUUGAUUCUAACAAUGGAAUCCGCGGUGUCUAUGCAAACAAAUCAUUAAAAGAAGGAGAGAUCCUUUUGAAAAUGCCUCUUUCGUCAUGCCUCCGUGACGAUCAGCCACCUUUGUGGUUGCUGGAACACCAGCAGCAGGAUCAGUCGGAAGAGGAAAGCUCGGAAUCGGCGUUGUUGAUCCAGGAUUGGGUAACGAGAUUGGCCGCAUGCGUUCUAGAGAAACAGCACGAGCAAAAAAUAAAAAAGGAGGCGGAUUGUCUCGAUCGGGCCACGCAAGCGUGGCUGAAACUUUUGCCGUCCCGAUCGUUGCUUCGACAGUUUCUCCCCAUACACUGGCCCGAAUCAAUUCUCAGCGAAACCAAUUACAUGCCACUCGAGCUGGCAGUAGAUUCUGCGUACUUUGCACGAGCGGCUCCAAUGGGUGAUUUGAUGGGAGCAAUCCCAUCAUCAUAUUGCAACAACGGUGGCGAAAUCCAGGACACCAUAGAAUGGGCACUURAUUUGGUACAGACCCGUUCUUGCCGGUGUGCUUUACGCUUCUCUGGAGAGAGCACUGGUGGCGACGUGAAAGAUCUACGGGUGCUGGUUCCAGUGUUUGACAUGAUUAACCACUCCCCCGAGCCCAACGCCGAAUUCUUCCGGAAAGACGAUUACAUGAUGGUUCAGGCACUCAGAGACAUAGCGGCGGACGAUCAAGUUUGCAUUUCUUAUGGUGGCUCUACCGUGCCGGCAUGGAGGCGCCUGUUUUCGUAUGGAUUUUGCGACACAUCYGGUGGCGACGGCGACGGAUUUGCGGUUUACGAAGACGACACGGUAGAGAUCGUCCUCGAAGACCGUUUUCGAUUCGAGGUAUCGCCUACCGAAAUACCAGGGGAGCUCAUUCAAUACCAAGCACAACAAGCGGCGGGUAUUGAUAGCGAUGAACCAUUGGAUAUCGAACUGACUCCCGAAAUUGGUCUCGCCAUUGUUGAUCACCUUACUAACGCCGCUGCCAAUUCGAAGAGGAAAAGGGACGAAGCUAUMAAUGCAGCAACAAACAGCUCAGAAGAAUCUUUAUCUGUACCACUCAGACUUGUCGGUGAUCUUCACGAGUCCCAUAGAAGGACUUUAUUAACCUGUGCGGGGGGUCUUCGAGAAUACUUGGGAGGACAGUAACGAUGUCAUAUUUAUAAAAUAAGGAUUGUAAU
Messenger RNA from Pseudo-nitzschia multistriata, 1510 nucleotides. NCBI's taxonomy places the organism in Eukaryota, Bacillariophyta, Bacillariophyceae, Bacillariales, Bacillariaceae. The record is from the annotation of a GenBank genome assembly.